GCUCAAUUGGAGGCCCCUCCACCGGUUCUUGGCAAAAUAAUUUCUAAAAAGAUAUAAAAACUUCUUCAUUGCAAAGAAUCCGAGGAGGAGUCCCAUUGAGGCCGUAAUUUGGUGGUAAUAAAUCGAAAAGGAAAUAAAAAUGGCCUUGAAUCAAACCACGCAAUUCGCCGUUGCCACGCUAUUCUUCGGCGUGCUAUCUUUUCUUUUCGACGUUUUCGCCGAAUUGAAGAAGCCACCAUCUGGAACUCCAAUCCAAGGAAAGGAUGUUGUCAUAUGCAAAUUCCCAAAUGAUCCGACGGUCGCGUUAGGAGCCCUAUCGACCAUCGCGAUCAUCAUUUGUGCGGUGAUAGGAGUCCUCUCAUUGUUCUUCCCUUAUAAAGGCAAAUCCAUACCGAAGAACGUUCUCUUCCAAAGCACGUUGUUAUUCGUUUUCUUCAACGUCGCCGUGGGGGUGAGCUUGGCAGGUGCAGGGAUGACAUUGUGGGCAACAUUAACUGAAGCUCUUCACCACAUAAGGAAUGUGCACCACAACCUCGAGUCGCAAUGCCCCACGGCGAAGACGGGCCUGUUCGGCGGUGCGGGAUUUGUAAAUCUCGACGCAUCCCUCUUCUGGCUCGUCUGCCUCAUGCUCACGCUCAACGUGCGAGAGGACCACUUCAGCGAGGACGAGGAAGGGGAAUCGACGGGCAAGUAUUCGGAAGCCGCCACAACUGAGUUUCUCACGUGAAGGAGAAUGAGAGGCAACAAGCGGAUUUGAUUUGCAUAUGGUUUGAGUGCUGGAAUGAUUAAAUGUUUCCUCUGUAAAUACACAUGGUCCUUCCUCUUACGAGUUGAGAAUCCUGUUCAUAGUAUAUGCUGUGCAAAGCCGAGUGGAUUUGGAGUGUAAAAUGUACCAUGAAGAAUUUGCUAAAACUAGUCAACUGAGUGCUGUAAUGUGUGUCAGAUAAUUCUUCACAUGUAUGUUAAUUCCCA
Messenger RNA from Ananas comosus (pineapple), 972 nucleotides. RefSeq lists its product as uncharacterized. Lineage: Eukaryota; Viridiplantae; Streptophyta; Magnoliopsida; Poales; Bromeliaceae. The record is from RefSeq and is a predicted model, not a curated record. Bases 140 to 727 code for a protein of 195 amino acids. The transcript has 4 exons.